This is a messenger RNA of Pteronotus mesoamericanus, 6972 nucleotides long. RefSeq names its product WD repeat domain 81 (gene WDR81). Gene Ontology annotation, molecular function: protein binding; phosphatidylinositol 3-kinase regulator activity. The coding region runs from base 217 to 6066 and encodes 1949 amino acids. Gene Ontology annotation, biological process: aggrephagy. NCBI's taxonomy places the organism in Eukaryota, Metazoa, Chordata, Mammalia, Chiroptera, Mormoopidae. The record is from RefSeq and is a predicted model, not a curated record. Gene Ontology annotation, cellular component: mitochondrion. The transcript has 10 exons.
CAGCGCCCGCCCUUCCGCGUUCGGAGUGCAGGACCCUGCGGAGGGGUAAGAGCGCCCCCGCCCUCUGCUCCCCGGUCCCCAGCCCACCCCGCCGUGUCAGCCUAAGCAGCUCUCCCUCGCGCAUCCCAACCCGGCCGAUCUGGCACCCCUGAAGCUGACGCGAGGAGGGCCGUGGCCGACCUCAAUCCCGUGUUGCCCCCAGGCAGCCAGGAGGGGAUGGCCCCGGGGAGCAGGGGACGGGAAGUUGCUCUUACCUCCGAGGUCGAGGGCUGGUCCCCGCCCCCAAGUCCUGACAUGUUGGAGCUGCUCCAGAGCGUGGAAAGGGACCUGAAUAUCGAUGUCCGGCAACUGGCUCCAGCCCCCGGGGGCAACCACGUGGUGGCCCUAGUGCCCGCGCGCUGGCUGGCCAGCCUCCGCGAGCGCCGGCCCCCGGGACCCUGCCCCCGGGCCGAGGGCCUGAGCGAAGCGGAAGUCAGGACUCUUCUGCAACGAUCAGUGCAGCGGCUGCCUCCAGGCUGGACGCGAGUAGAGGUGCAUGGGCUGCGGAAACGGAGGCUGUCCUACCCGCUGAGCGGCGGCCUGCCCUUUGAGGAGGGGUCCUGCAGCCCUGAGACCCUCAAUCGCUUCAUGAAGGACGUGGCUGCCCAGAAUUAUCGCAAUCUGUGGCGGCAUGCAUAUCAUACUUAUGGGGAACCCUAUAGUCACAGCCCUGCUCCCUCAGCUGUGCCUGCCCUGGACUCAAUAAGACAAGCUCUACAGAGGGUCUAUGGUUGCUCCUUCAUGCCAGUGGGUGACACUACCCAUUGCCCAUCAUAUGCCAGAGAUGGCCCCUGCCCUUCUCGGGGCACCCCAGCCUGUCCCAGUCUUUUGAGAGCUGAGGCCCUGCUGGAGUCGCUGGAUAUGCUGUAUGUGGUGCACCCUUAUGUGCAGUUCACCCUGCAUGAUGUAGUCACUUUCAGCCCUGCCAAGCUGACCAACAGCCAAGCCAAGGUGCUCUUCAUUCUUUUCCGUGUGUUAAGGGCCAUGGAUGCCUGUCACCACCAUGGAUUGGCCUGUGGGGCCUUAUCUUUGCACCAUAUCGCUGUGGAUGAGAAACUUUGCAGCGAGCUCCGGCUGGACUUGAGUGCCUAUGAGAAAGUGGAGGAGGAUGAGAAUGAGGAGACUCCUGUAUCAAGGGGGGGCCGGACAGGCACUGAUUGUAAAGAGGACGGAGGAGGAGGAGGACCUGAGUGUCCUACCUGCCAGGAGGAACUUAGGGGCCUUGUGCUAGACUGGGUCCAUGGCCGCAUCAGCAACUUCCACUACCUCAUGCACCUGAAUCGGUUGGCAGGUCGGCGGCAGGGGGAUCCCAACUACCACCCAGUGUUGCCCUGGGUGGUGGACUUCACCAUACCCCACGGGCGCUUCCGAGACCUGCGCAAGUCCAAGUUCCGCCUCAACAAGGGGGAUAAGCAACUGGACUUCACAUAUGAGAUGACGCGGCAGGCGUUUGUAGCAGGUGGUGCAGGUGGCGGGGAGCCACCUCAUGUUCCUCAUCACAUCUCAGAUGUGCUCUCUGACAUCACAUACUAUGUGUACAAGGCUCGGCGCACACCCCGGUCAGUGCUUUGUGGACAUGUUCGGGCCCAGUGGGAGCCCCAUGAGUACCCUGCCAGCAUGGAGCGUAUGCAGAGCUGGACACCCGACGAGUGUAUCCCUGAAUUUUACACUGAUCCCUCUAUCUUCUGCUCCAUUCACCCUGACAUGCCUGACCUGGAUGUGCCAGCCUGGUGUGGCUCCAGCCAGGAGUUUGUGGCUGCCCACCAGGUGCUGCUGGAGAGCCGUGAGGUGUCCCAGGACCUGCACCACUGGAUCGACCUCACUUUUGGCUAUAAACUCCAGGGCAAGGAAGCUGUAAAGGAGAAGAAUGUGUGUCUGCACCUGGUGGACGCCCACACACACCUGGCCAACUAUGGCGUGGUGCAGCUCUUCGAUCAGCCACACCCCCAGCGCCUGGCUGGGACUGCCGCCCUUGCUCCCGAGCCCCCACUCAUCCCUAGGCUGUUGUUCCAGACCAUCCAGGAGAGCACAGGCCGAGAGGACUUCCCAGGACAGCUUACGAAUGGGGUGGGCAGACUAGUUUUGGAGGCCACUCCCUGUGAGGCUGGCUGGGCCAGAGACAGGCCUGUGGCAGGGGAAGAUGACUUGGAGCAGGCCACAGAGGCUCUGGAUUCCAUCUCCCUCUCUGGGAAAGCAGGUGACCAGCUGGGUCCCUCCUCCUCCUCCUCCUCUAAUCAAGCUGCCUCAGGCCUCCUGUCUUUUUCAGUGGCCUCAGCCUCCCGACCGGGGCGCAGGAACAAAGCUGCUGGGGCAGACCCUGGAGAAGGUGAGGAAGGGAAGAUCCUUCUUCCGGAGGGCUUCAAUCCCGUACAGGCUCUGGAAGAGCUGGAGAAACUCGGCAACUUUCUGACCAAAGGCUUAGGGGGCCAGUUGGAGGUGCUUGAGCAGCCCCAGGUCCAGCCAGCUGUGCAGCUGCGGGACUUCUUCCAUCGGGACAUGCAGGCGCUGGGUAUCCUGUUGGCUGAGAUGGUGUUUGCCACCAGGGUCCGAACGCUGCAGCCUGAUGUGCCUUUGUGGGUACGCUUCGAGGCUGUUCGGGGGCUCUGCACACGCCAUUCCAAGGAGGUCCCUGUGUCUCUACAGCCCGUGCUGGACAUGCUUCUGCAGCUGAGAGGACCCGAAGGCCCCAUGGUAGCCAGGAGGGACAAGAUGGGCCCACUGUUUGAGUACAGGCCUGUCUCCCAAGGGUUGCCCCCACCCUGCCCGGCCCAGCUCCUCAGCCCCUUCAGCUCCGUGGUUCCCUUCCCGCCAUACUUCCCAGCACUGCACAAGUUCAUCCUCCUCUACCAGGCAAGGCGCGUGGAGGAUGAGGCUCAGGGGCGAGAGCUGGUCUUUGCUCUGUGGCAGCAACUGGGUGCAGUGCUGAGCGACAUCACCCCCGAGGGCCUGGAGAUCCUGCUGCCCUUCGUGCUGUCACUCAUGUCUGAGGAGCACACGGCUGUGUAUACGGCCUGGUACCUGUUUGAACCUGUUGCCAAGGCACUGGGCCCCAAAAAUGCUAAUAAGUACCUUCUGAAGCCUCUCAUUGGUGCCUACGAGAGCCCCUGCAGGCUCCACGGCCGCUUCUACCUGUACACUGACUGCUUUGUGGCCCAGCUUAUAGUGCGGCUGGGCCUGCAAGCCUUCCUCGUCCACCUGCUGCCCCAUGUCCUGCAGGUGCUGGCUGGUGUGGAGGCCUCCCAGGAGGAAAGCAAGGGCCUGGCAGGGGCUGCCGAGGACGAGGAGAGCGAGCUCCCAGGGGCCAGGCCCAGCUCCUGUGCCUUCGGGGAGGAGAUUCAGAUGGAUGGGGAGCCUGCUGCUUCCUCGGGUCUGGGGCUCCCAGAUUAUACAUCUGGCGUCAGCUUCCAUGACCAGGCCGACCUCUCUGAGACAGAGGACUUCCAAGCUGGGCUCUACGUGGCUGAGUCCCCACAGCCCCAGGAGCCUGAGGCUGUGAGCCUGGGCCAGCUGAGUGACAAGAGCAGCACCAGUGAGACCUCCCUGGGGGAGGACCGGGCUGCAGAUGAGGGGGGCGCCCCUAUGGACAAGAGCAGCCUCAGGUCAGGUGACAGCAGCCAGGACCUGAAGCAAAGUGAAGGCGAAGAGGAGGAAGAGGAGGAAGAAGAAGGCUGCGUGGUUUUGGAGGAAGAGGAGGAGCAGGAGGAGGAGGGAGAGCAAGAUGAAGUCACUGGGACAUCUGAGCUCACUCUCUCCAACACGGUGCUGUCCAUGGAUACAGUGGUAGCCGGCAGCGGUGGGACACACGGGGAGGAGGAAGAGGAGCCACUGAACGAGCAGUCAGAGGGCCAAGAGCAGAAGAUCCUUCUUGACACAGCCUGCAAGAUGGUCCGCUGGCUGUCCGCCAAGCUUGGCCCAACGGUGGCCUCUCGCCACGUGGCUCGCAACCUGCUCCGCCUGCUGACGUCAUGUUAUGUGGGGUCCGCUCGGCAGCAGUUCACGGCGAGCAGUGGUGAGAGCCCCCCGCUGAGUGCCGGCAACAUCUAUCAGAAGAGACCGGUCCUGGGUGACAGAGUGUCGGGGCCCGUGCUCAGCUGCCUCCUCCACAUCGCGCAUCUGUACGGGGAGCCCGUCCUCACCUACCAGUACCUGCCCUACAUCAGCUACCUGGUGGCCCCAGGUAGCACGUCCAGCCCCGGCCGACUGAACAGCCGUAAGGAGGCAGGGCUGCUGGCAGCGGUGACUCUGACCCAGAAGAUCAUUGUGUACCUCUCAGACACCACCCUCAUGGACAUCCUGCCCCGUAUCAGCCACGAGGUCUUGCUGCCUGUGCUCAGCUUCCUCACGUCCCUCGUCACAGGGUUCCCAAGUGGAGCCCAGGCCCGGACUGUCCUGUGUAUGAAAACCAUCAGUCUCAUCGCUCUCAUCUGCCUGCGCAUCGGACAGGAGAUGGUCCAGCAGCACCUGAGCGAGCCCGUGGCCACCUUCUUUCAAGUCUUUUCUCAGCUGCAUGAGCUUCGGCACCAGGAUCUGAGGCUGGAUCCCGUGGGCCGCAGUGAGGGCCCGCUGCUGGAGGUGGCCUUCUCUGAUGGGCAGCAGCGGCUGGUGGACCCCACCCUGCUGGAUGAGCUGCAGAAGGUGUUCACCUUGGAGAUGGCAUAUACAAUCUACGUGCCCUUCUCCUGCCUUUUGGGUGACAUCAUCCAGAAAAUCAUCCCUAACCACGAGCUCGUGGGAGAGCUGGCGGGGCUAUAUUUGGAGAGCAUCAGCCCAAACAGCCGCAGCCCUGCCAGUGUGGAGCCCAAUGUGCCCAGCACUGGCCUUGAGUCAGACCCCCAGGGUGGGGGCUGCCCCCAGGAUGACGGCCACUCGGGGACCUUUGGGAGUGUCCUAGUUGGGAACCGCAUCCAGAUCCCCAGUGACUCUCAGCCUGAGAGCCCCGGCCCCCUGGGCCCCAUCUCUGGAGUCAGCAGCGGGGGCCUUGGCCACGAAGGCGAGGAGAAUGCACUGAAGCUGGAGCUGCCUCGGAGUGCGCAUGUGCUGAGCGGGAACUGGCUGGCGUACUGGCAGUACGAGAUCGGUGUGAGCCAGCAGGACGCCCAUUUUCACUUCCACCAGAUCCGCCUGCAGAGCUUCCCGGGCCACUCGGGGGCUGUUAAGUGUGUGGCACCCCUGAGCAGUGAGGACUUCUUCCUGAGUGGCAGCAAGGACCGCACUGUGCGCCUCUGGCCACUCUACAACUCUGGGGAUGGCACCAGUGAGACAGCCCCACGCCUCAUCUAUGCCCAGCACCGCAAGAGUGUCUUUUUUGUGGGCCAGCUUGAGGCCCCACAGUAUGUUGUGAGCUGCGAUGGGGCUGUGCACGUCUGGGACCCCUUCACAGGGAAGACCCUUCGCACGGUGGAGCCGUCGGACAGCCGGGUACCCCUGACCGCUGUGGCCGUCAUGCCCGCUCCCCAUGCCAGCAUCUCCAUGGCCAGCUCGGACUCAACCCUGCGCUUCGUGGACUGCAGGAAGCCUGGCCUGCAGCAUGAGUUCCGCCUGGGUGGCGGGCUGAACCCUGGGCUCGUCCGCUCCCUGGCCGUCAGUCCCAGUGGCCGCAGCGUUGUGGCCGGCUUCUCCUCGGGCUUCAUGGUGCUCCUGGACACCCGUACGGGCCUGGUUCUACGCGGCUGGCCUGCCCAUGAAGGGGACAUCCUGCAGAUCAAGGCCGCGGAGGGCAGCGUCCUGGUCAGCUCCUCCUCUGACCACUCCUUGACCGUCUGGAAGGAGCUGGAGCAGAAGCCCACACACCACUACAAGUCAGCAUCCGACCCCAUUCACACCUUCGACCUGUAUGGCAGCGAGGUUAUCACUGGCACCGUGGCCAACAAGAUCGGGGUGUGCUCCCUGCUUGAGCCGCCCUCCCAGGCCACCACCAAGCUCAGCUCCGAGAACUUCCGUGGCACGCUCACCAGCCUGGCCUUGCUGCCCACCAAACGCCACCUCCUGCUGGGCUCAGACAAUGGGGUCAUUCGCCUCCUGGCAUAGGCUGAGGUGGGAUCCGGCCAGGCCUGGCUACGCAGACAUCCUCUGGGAGUCCAGCCCUCACCCUUGUUUCCCCGGCAACCCUCUCCACGCAGGCCCCAUGCCCGUGUGCCCCAUGGCCUGCCAGCUUCGGCAGAGUGGGAGUCUGGGCUCCUGAACCCCCAGAGCCACCCAGGCUGUCAGUAGGGAUCUCAUUUAUGGCUUGGGGAGACGCUGCUCCUAAUUGGCAGAAAGCAAGAGGCGGAGCUGGGAAAGCAUCGCGCCCCUUCUUUUCCUAGCUGUGUCCUCUGGGUCCACAUGGGGACAGGGAGGCUCCAGAAGGGGAAGGGAGACUGGUCCUACCCACCCAGUUUCCAGCAAAGACACCCUGCCCCCCCCCCCCCCGCUGAGCUCUCUGCCCCUUUCCCGCAAGGACAGGGAAGCUGCCCCAGUCCAGGACCUCGUGGUGCUUGGGCUCCAGCCUCUGAGGAGGGCUGGCCAUGGUCCAGGAGGUAGGGGCCUUGGGCUGGGGUUUCAGUGUCCCCCCAGCCAGGCCCUGCCCAGUGUGGGACCAGUAGGACAAGAAAGAGUUCAGGACCAGGGAAAGGAAGGUGGAUUGGGCUGGCUGGUGCCUGCCAGGGGUGACUCCAUGCCUUGCCUGCCUACCCCAACCACAGCGUUUGUGCCUUGAGCUGAGGAGGCAGACCCUGAGCCCAGAACCCCUGAGGCCGGUGGGGUGGGGUCCAAGACCCUGAGAGAAGGGACAAGAAGAGUUCCAUCUCUGCAUCUCAGGUCUCUCCCAGGGGACAGGAAGACCCUGGUGUCCCUGGGUCCUCACAUUCUGGAGCAGAGAUGAGGUCUGGGACUGGGCCCCUGCUGCCUUCUCACGAUUUGCAAUAGAUGUAAAUAUGACCAAUAAAUCCUUUGGAA